Messenger RNA from Ylistrum balloti, 1066 nucleotides. Its product is annotated as cyclin-Y-like protein 1. Gene Ontology annotation, cellular component: plasma membrane. Bases 2 to 1066 code for a protein of 354 amino acids. Gene Ontology annotation, biological process: regulation of cyclin-dependent protein serine/threonine kinase activity; regulation of canonical Wnt signaling pathway. The transcript is spliced from 8 exons. Gene Ontology annotation, molecular function: protein kinase binding; cyclin-dependent protein serine/threonine kinase activator activity. Lineage: Eukaryota; Metazoa; Mollusca; Bivalvia; Pectinida; Pectinidae. The record is from RefSeq and is a predicted model, not a curated record.
CAUGGGAAACAAGCACUCUUGCAGCUGUAUCUACAGCCCAAAGUCAAGAAAACCCGAAGAUGUUUACCGUCCUGCAGCAUCCGUACGGAGUGAGGAAGUGGGAUUUGAACCGAAGAACCAAAGCAUUUCCUCGCUUCAUUAUGUACCUCACAUUAGCGAUCGAGAGAUCCUCCCAGAAGACAACGUUGGUGACCCAUCAAUCCACCCAUUGACAAAACCAAUCUUUUCUUCACGGUCACAGAGUGAAAUAAACAGAAAUAACAAAAACCGGAGGAGGAGUCAGUAUGACAACAGGAUCUUACAACUUCAGGCACCCCCACAGACGACAUUGAAAAAGUACAGCUCAUGUUCAACAAUAUUCAUUGAUGAUUCGACUGUGAGCCAGCCAAAUCUAAAGAAUACAAUCAAAGCUGUAGCUUAUGCUAUCUACUUUCAUAUCAAAAACAGGGAAAGUAAUCGUACCAUUGAGAUCUUUGAUGAGAAACUACAUCCUUUGUCACGGGAAGUUGUUCCAGAAGAUUACGAUUCUAGAGACCCGGAGCACAAAUCUAUCUACAGAUUUGUAAGAAACCUGUUCAGUGCAGCACAGUUGACCGCUGAAUGUGCAAUAGUUACCUUGGUUUACUUGGAACGUCUUCUCCACUACGCUGAAAUUGGUAUCAUGCCAGCAAAUUGGAAAAGGAUUGUGUUGGGAGCAAUCUUGCUGUCUUCCAAAGUGUGGGAUGAUCAGGCAGUAUGGAAUGUCGACUACUGUCAAAUCCUCAAGGACAUUGCUGUGGAGGAUGUGAAUGAGCUGGAGCGACAGUUUCUGGAACUGCUACAGUUUAACAUCAAUGUACCUUCCAGUGUAUAUGCCAAAUAUUACUUUGAUUUGAGAGCACUGGCUGAUGCUAAUGAGCUGAGUUUCCCACUGGAGCCCCUCAGCAAAGAGAGAGCUGAGAAACUUGAGGCUAUGUCCAAUGAUGGAACAAUAUCCAAGCUUUGGCAGAAGCCUACGUUAAUACGGUCCAACAGCCUGGAUGGCAUGACAACGAAUCCCAGACUUAGUGUUGCCAUCUUGUCAUGA